UGUGGAGAGAGACGGACAGCAGCGGCGCAGCGCAACGCAACGGCCAACAGGAGACCGCUGGCUCAAAAAAGAAAGCGAGAAAGCGUUUUUAAAACAAUGAAACCGUCGAUGAACGGUUUGCAGCUCGCCAGUAAAUGAACGUCGUGUUUUAUUCAAUGACGUGACGUUGCUCAGUUAAAGCCUGAAGCUUAGCUGCUUGCUAGCGGAGAGAGAGAGAGGUAAAGAGAGAGAGUGAGAGAGAGAGAGAAAGAGGGGGCUGUGUGUCAUUGAGAAGGCAGGACACGUCAAGACGAGGCAGAAAAGGCUGCGAGGCUAUCGCUAGCCACACUCGGUGUUCCUGUGGGAUAUAUAUAUUUUAAAAAAGCUUUUUAUCUUAUUACACAAACCAGCUCGUCAUUUAACUGUCAUCGAAUAGCUCCGUGGUUCUCGUCGCAUCGGAUCGGAUCCUUCUCCCAGCCGUCGCCUGGACCAAGGGUAGGCAGUAAGGAUAGAGUACCGUGUGGCAGUCUUAACUGGAGAACAUAAAUGGGGGAUUACGGGUUUGGAGUCUUAGUGCAAAACAACACUGGCAACAAGUCCGCUUUCCCGGUACGAAUUCACCCCCACCUGCAACCUCCGCAUCACCACCAGAAUGCAACACCCAGUCCUGCUGCUUUCAUAAACAGCACCUCAGCUGGGAAUGGCAGCAACGGUGGCUCUCCCUGGCUGUUCCCUGCGGCCACUGCCCACAGUAACAUGCAAGAUGAAAUCCUUGGCUCAGAGAAGCCCAAAGUCCAGCAGCAGGAGCUGCAAGAGACACAAGAGAAGCAGCAACUCUCCCCUGGGCACCAGGAGGGUGGUAUCAUAUCUGAGCUGGAGAAGGCCCGCUCAGAGGAGAGCAAGGUGGAGAGCAGCCCGUCUGAGGGCACGAAUGGCAAAGAGAAGCUCCGCCUUGAGUCCCCUGUGUUGACACCCUUUGACUAUCAGGAACCCUCUGGCCUGGGCACAGCUGUCCAGUCUAGCACCUCCUCCUCCCUGACCAGCUUCAACAACUGGUCGGCUGCUAUCCCCCCAACCCCUUCCACUAUCAUCAAUGAGGACAUCAGCUUCUUCAACCCGGCUGCAUCCGCCAACAACGGCCCGCUGCUGUUCCAGAAUUUUUCGCACCAUGUCAGCCCAGGCUUUGGAGGGAACUUCUCACCUCAGAUUGGCCCCAUCUCCCAGCACCAUCCUCCUCACCCCCACUUCCAGCACCCUCACAACCAGCACCAGCAGCACCGCCGCUCGCCUGCCAGCCCGCACCCACCUCCCUUCCCUCAUCGCAAUGCCGCCUUUGGCCAGCUCCCCCAUCUUUCCAACAACCUGAGCAAGCCGCCCUCACCCUGGGGCAGCUACCAGAGCCCUUCGCCUUCUCCUUCCUCCACCUCCUGGAGCCCAGGUGGCGGAUAUGGUGGCUGGGGAGGCUCUCGGGGUGGCGAGUUCCGUCGGGGCCUGAAUGGUGGCAUGACCCCACUCAACUCCAUCUCACCCCUGAAGAAGACCUUCCCCAACAAUCAUGUGCCCUCGCAGAAGUACUCACGGACCAGCCCUGGCUUCAACCCUAAGUCCUGGAUGGACGAAAGCAUUAGCAGGAGUGAGAACAUCUUCCCCUUCCAGGAGCGCACUCGAUCAUUCGACGGCUUCAACAUGCACUCCCUCGAGAACUCGCUUAUCGACAUCAUGCGAGCUGAGCAGGACACUCUGAAAGGUCGCCUUGGAUUCGCCCAUCCAGGAGGAGACAGCCCUUUGCCUAUAAAUGCAAGGAAUUAUGGGAGGCGACGAGGCCACUCUUCUCUGUUCCCUAUGGAGGAUGGCUUCCCAGACGAGGAGAGGACUGAGCAGAGCCUACCUGGCCUGAGCUCCCCCCACUGCUUUCCGCACCAGAAUGGAGAGAGGGUUGAGCGCUACUCCCGCAAGGUCUUUGUGGGUGGCCUUCCCCCUGACAUAGAUGAAGAUGAGAUUACUGCUAGUUUCCGACGCUUCGGGCACCUGUUUGUGGACUGGCCCCACAAGGCUGAAAGCAAAUCUUACUUUCCACCAAAAGGUUAUGCAUUUCUCCUGUUCCAAGAUGAGAGCUCUGUUCAGGCUCUGAUUGACGCUUGCAUUGAAGAAGAUGGCAAGCUUUACCUGUGUGUUUCGAGCCCCACCAUUAAAGACAAACCUGUCCAGAUUCGCCCUUGGAAUUUGAAUGAUAGUGACUUUGUGAUGGAUGGAUCUCAGCCCCUCGAUCCCAGGAAGACCAUUUUUGUGGGUGGUGUACCACGCCCUCUUCGUGCAGUGGAGUUGGCUAUGAUCAUGGACAGGCUGUAUGGUGGCGUGUGCUAUGCAGGCAUCGACACAGACCCAGAACUGAAGUACCCUAAGGGAGCAGGGCGGGUCGCCUUCUCUAAUCAGCAGAGCUACAUUGCUGCUAUCAGCGCUCGUUUUGUACAACUGCAGCAUGGAGAAAUCGAUAAACGGGUGGAAGUGAAGCCAUACGUCUUGGACGACCAGCUGUGUGACGAGUGUCAGGGGACGCGGUGUGGAGUGCUGAGGAAUCUUUACAACUAAGCGCACACUUGCGUUGAUGCGACUUCAAAUCUGCAGAGGAAAGAUCAAAGUAUACCGCUUAAGGUCUUGGAUCUUGUACACUAGAUUUUAAUGACACACACACACACACACAUACACACACAUACACACACAUACAUAUAUAUAUAUAUAUAUAUAUAUAUAUAUAUAUAUAUAUAUAUAUACACACACACACAUACACACACACACACACACAUGGGUUUUUAAAAAAAAAAAAAAAAAAACCUAAACAACAGCAUGGCAAGACCAAGUUGUCAUUAAAUUGUUAAUAUUAAAAAUGGUUAUCCUAGUUGGAAAAAAAGGUAAACUUGUAAUUUUAGUUUCCUCUCCAUAGCAGGAAUAUAUAAUAUAAGGAGAAUGCAAAAUUUGGUUCAUGUUUAGGCUGACUCUCGUAUCACAAGAAUGGAUGUUUGAUGUUUAGGUAUUUUAACAUUUGAAAAUAUAUAUUCUUGAACUGCCAACUAGCUCCUAUUGUAAUCCUUAGCAUGCAUGAUGAGAAAAAAAAUAAGUACAUGAAUUAGCUAUUAAAAUUAAUUGUUGUGGUUGUGCACCAGAUGUUUCUAAACAUUUAAUUUGUUAAGGACACCCCACACCCUGCACCCUCCUGUAUGUUAUUCUCUAUGCCUUCCCCAUAAUCCAGUAUCUUCAGGAUGCACAGAUAAAGCAAACAUUAAAGCGAAGAGAGAACUCUAAAAAAAAAUAAAAUAAAAAAAAUAAAAAAUCCAGCUAGCAGUGCAGGACGAGAGCAUCUUAUUGGACGCUGUUGAAAAGACUUGAGAACUUCAUCCCUACUGUCUGUUUGAAGUAAAAUCACAAACUAUUUGGAGGAAGGGGAACUUUAAGACUUGAAUGUGGUAAAUGUUGCAAGUUAACUUCGAGUUGUUAUGUGCAAUACUUUUUUUGAACUUUUUCCAGAUAAAGACUCUUUGCAAUGUAAUUCUUUAAUGCCAUUUUUAAUUGCUGACAUUUAAAGAAGAUGUUAAUAUGUUUUUCACAGUCAUUUUCUACUGUUAUUGUAAUCCUUUUCAUGCUGGUGUUUGUAAAAAAGAAAAGAAAAGAAAUCAAACUAUUUGUACUAAUAUAAAUAAUUGAAGUUAUUUUUAAAACAUUAAAGGUUUUGUGCUCAUUUGCUUAUUUUGUUUAUUUCAAGCUACUGUGAUUGAUUGCAUUGUAAUUAUUAGGUCAACAAUGUAUUUAGCUGUUUAUUGGUAUAUUUUUAAUUGGAAUGUAUAAUUAAUUUUUAUAAUUUUGAUCAGAUUUUUGUUAUAUUUUUGAGGUGAAGCUUUUAAUAUGUUAAAGUGUCUAGUUUUUACUAAUUGCUAUAUUGUGCUCCACAAUAUAUGGUUCACAUUUUCUGAAGGAAAAUAAAUAUUUAAAUAUCUGUCUGUUAAUGAUGUUACUUAAUGGCAAAAUUUCAAUAGUUUUUAACUGUGUAUGGGAAGGUUGUUGUAUUUAUUAAUAGCAUUUUUUUACUUAAGAUAUCACCUUAAUUUUUAUUGUCAUUUCACUUUAUAAGUUCCUAUUUUUGUAUUUUUCUUUCUAAUUAAGUUAUGUUAUACAAAUGUCCAUAUUCUAGGAGUUGGUCUGUAAGUGCUAGUGAAACAAAAAGAAAAAUCUAAUGUUAUUUAAUUGUUUGCAGCCAACUAUUUAUAACAAUAUGCAUAAUUUUUAAAUAUUUGUAAUGUGAAAUGUUGAAUGAAUAAAUCUUAACUGUGACAAGAAAA
Molecule: messenger RNA, 4310 nt
Organism: Pygocentrus nattereri (red-bellied piranha)
Lineage: Eukaryota; Metazoa; Chordata; Actinopteri; Characiformes; Serrasalmidae
Gene: cpeb4b
Product: cytoplasmic polyadenylation element binding protein 4b
Exons: 12
Coding region: 526-2568 (680 amino acids)
Biological process (GO): negative regulation of cytoplasmic translation
Cellular component (GO): neuron projection; cytoplasm; nucleus
Molecular function (GO): mRNA regulatory element binding translation repressor activity; translation factor activity, RNA binding; mRNA 3'-UTR binding
Source: RefSeq, a predicted model, not a curated record